Molecule: messenger RNA, 3848 nt
Organism: Pantherophis guttatus
Lineage: Eukaryota; Metazoa; Chordata; Lepidosauria; Squamata; Colubridae
Source: RefSeq, a predicted model, not a curated record
CUCCUGCCUGGGUGGGGGGUUGGACUAGAUGACCUACAAGGUCCCUUCCAACUUUGUUAAUGUAUCUAUCUGCUGUAAAUCGAGGACUACCUGCAUUGAGCCUCUUCCGAGCAGGCAAUCCAAGUCAGAUUUUUCCAAGCGAUCCAGCCAGAACUUUCAAGCAGAAACGUAGAGAAAUCGGAGCUACGUUUCUCCUUGCGGGGAAAAAAGUUCCCCUUAUAGGAAGAAUCCACCUUUCAGCCCCCGCAGGGGAGGCAGCAUCUGUAGCAGUCCGGCUCGACCACCUCGAACGCCCCCUCUCGAACCCCCAAAGUGGACCGUUCCUCCCGCCUCGCCUCAUUUGCAUGGGAAAGGCGCCUCGAAGGGAAAUCCCGCUCGGACGUUCGGGGGCGGAGCCAAUCUUCUCCCUUCUGGCCAAUCGUCACGGGAGGGAAAGGCCGCCCAAGAGCUCAUUGCCGAGGGGCGUGGCUGCCUGGAGGAGGAGGAUCCCGAGAGGAGGCGCGAAGCCCCGCCCCCGCAGCGGCUGUCUUCUUCGCUGCUCUCCCGCUUCGUUCAGUCCCGUCCUCCCCCGGAUCCUUCCCAGAGGAUUCCCCUUGGAGAUCGGCGCCGGAUCCCUCGGAGGAGGCUUCUAGGUUCUCGCUUCGGCCAGCUGUGGAAGCAAUCCAGAAAAUGAUGAAUACAUUCUCACGUAGCUCCCCAGACGUUUCGCUUCUCCUCCAAGAAGCUUCUUUGGCUCUGACUGGAUGGUGGAGAAUGGAAGGAUGUUUUACAAGGAGAAAUUGUUAAGAAAAUGCCCUGAAAAAGAAGUUGGCCAACCUACACCUGAUCUCCAUGUGUAGGCCCUGGAUGCUUUUUGUCUCUAGGACCUCCCAGAGGAGCCCUUCAAGCCAAUUCAGAUACACAAAGUGGAGUCAUUUGAACAUCUUGGCAUACAAAAAUUAUCUCUUGGGGGGGGGGGAAGAGCUGAAAGGCUUUCUGGCAUCUUUCCAGUGUGUACAAGAUCGAUCAUAUGAAUUAAAAGGCAUUUGGAGAUCCACAAGAUUUCCUUGGAUCCAUUUGGAGUUGAGUUUCAGGACAGGGAAAGUAUGGAAACACAACCUUUAGCCACUGAGAGAACUGGAAAAGGCCCUGCUAUUGUUCAGUCUGAGACCUGUGGGGACAUCUGGGCAAGAACUAGGCAGAAGAUCCUGGAGGAGGAAACCAUCAUCUGUUCGGAAGUUCAGCCCUGGAACUUAAGGAGCUUCCAAUACCAGGAGGCUAAGGGUCCCCGAGGACUUUGCAGCCGACUCCAUGACUUUUGUAGGCGAUGGCUGAGACCAGAAAAGCACACCAAAGCCCAGGUGCUGGACCUGGUUGUUCUGGAGCGGCUCCUGGCCCUUCUGCCCCUGAAGAUGGAGAGCUGGGUGCGGGAGUGUGGAGCAGAGACUAGCGCCCAGGCAGUGGCCCUGGCUGAAGGCUUCCUCCUGAGCCAGAUGGAGGAGCAGAAGAAGCAGGUUGAGUUGCAGUCCUUUGCUGUGGAGAUCAGCGAUCCUGAGGGAAGGAAGAAUCCAUCAAAUCCCUUCCAGGAGACGUUUUUCAGGAGGAUCUCUCAGGAAGAUUCAAGUCAGGAUACCUCAGGAGUGAAGAAUAGAAUGAAGAUAACGCCUGCUUAUGAUGGAACAAGCGUUGAACCUACAACUCAAGAGGGUCUUGUAUCAUUGGAGGAGGUGACUGUGUAUUUCUCCAAGGAGGAGUGGUCACAGCUGGAUCCAGACCAAAAAGCACUGCAUUGGGAAGUCAUGCUGGAAAAUCAUAGAAACCUGGCCUCUCUAGGUAAUAAUGGGGAAGAAGAUGAAGGUUCUGGGGAACUAUUCCGAACAAUUACUUCUGGAGAUAGUAUGGAGAACCCUAAAAUUCAAAUGGAAGUAGAAAGCUGUGAGAGAAAUCAGUCAAAUAAUUGGAAUCAGGAAAGCUCACCGUCUCUUUAUGCUCCAAUGCAAGAUUUUGUUGCCCAACAAGGAAAAACAAAUAAAAAAUCUAUUGGGAAUAACAUGAAACUAUUCAGAGACAAAUUAGAUGUAGAUAAACACGAUCAAGCCAAAACCAAAGGAGAAGAUUAUAUAUGCAGAGACAAUGGAAAAAAUGACAAACAGACUUUCUUUUUUCCUCAUGAAAAUGGGUCUGGUACUUCUCAAAAAAGGACCUACGCGGAGGAGAAGAUAUAUAAAUGCAUGGAGUGCGGGAAAACCUUUAUCAAGAACAAUCUACUUACAAAUCAUAAAAGGAUCCACACAGGAGAGAAGCCCUGUCAAUGCAUGGAAUGUGGAAAGAGUUUUAUUCACAGCAGACAACUUAGUUCACAUAAAAGGAUCCACAAACGGGACAAGCCUUACAAAUGUACGGACUGUGAAGAGAGCUUCAGCAGAGAGAGAAAACUUACUCUCCAUAAAACGAUCCACACAGGGGAAAGUCCUUAUAAAUGCAUGGAGUGUGGGAAGAUCUUUACUCAGAUGUCUAACCUUAAGUCACAUGAAAUGAUCCACACAGGAGAGAAGCCCUAUAAAUGCGUGGAGUGUGGAAAGAGCUUUACUACGAACACUCACCUUAUUUACCAUACUAGGACCCACACAGGAGAGAAGCCCUAUAAAUGCAUGGAGUGUGGAAAGAGCUUCUCUCAUGGUAAUUCUCUUUCUUCCCAUUACUGGAUCCAUACAGGGGAGAAGCCGUAUAAGUGCACAGAGUGUGGAAAGAGCUUCUGUGAAAAUUCUUCUCUUACUGUUCAUAAAAGGAUCCACACAGGAGAGAGGCCCUAUAAAUGCACAGAAUGUGGAAAGAGCUUCCCUAAGAGCAGUGAACUUGUUUCCCAUAAAAAGAUCCACACGGGGGAGAGGCCACACAAAUGCAUAGAGUGUGGAAAGAGCUUUACUAAGAACAGUCAACUUAUUUACCAUAGUAGGGUCCAUACAGGGGAGAAGCCCUAUAAAUGCAUGGAGUGUGGAAAGAGCUUUACUAGGAACAUUCUACUUAUUUACCAUAGUAGUAUCCAUACAGGGGAGACACCCUAUAAAUGCACAGAGUGUGGAAAGAGCUUUACUACGAACAGUCAACUUAUUUCCCAUAGUAGGGUCCAUACAGGGGAGAAGCCAUAUAAGUGCACAGAGUGUGGAAGGAGCUUCUCUCAAAGUUCUUCUCUUAAUAUUCAUAAAAGGAUCCACACAGGAGAGAAGCCCUAUAAAUGCAUGGAGUGUGGAAUGAGCUUCUCUCAUCGUAAUUCUCUUGCUUCCCAUGACUGGAUCCAUGCUGUUGUGUAAUGAUGAAGACAAAGCAACAUUCCUAGGUCAGCCAGAGACAGUUUUAUUGCGCAAGGUUCAGAGCCAGUUUUGUACAUGAAGCUUUGAACAAGGAGAGAAUUCUGAUACAACUGGUUUUAUACAUUUCUAAGACAAAGGAUUCUGUUAACUCAGCAGUUUAUAUGGUCAUAUACAUUCGUUAUAUUUACUUGACAUUUCCUAAUUACUAAAGUUUUACAUUAUCCUUGCCAAACAAUCAUAAUUCUUCUGUAAAUUACUGGAGCAUAGAUUCAAAUUAUCUUCUGUUGAUAAAUGACUUGUAGCUCAUGUGGAUACCCUUGACCUUACCAACCUUUAAGCUGUAUGUCAUUAGAAUGUUCCUAUCUUCUGACAACUUAGAGGCCUCCUAAAGGUAUCAAAAGGAUUUUGGCUGACUUUGUACUUUUUCCAACCGGAUGCAUUUCCUACUUUUAGAAUAGAGUGAAUAGAAAGUUAUCCAGUGGUCAUCUAUCAGAUCCCGCUUCAUCUACAUUAAUACAGGGGAGAAGCCGUAUAAGUGCACAGAGUGUGGAAAGAGCU